AGGGAUACCAAAUCUCAAUACUCCACAUUAAACAAUCUGGUCGUAUAAAAGGGAGUCCAUCCCAAUUACGUCGGAACCACGCCAUUUUGAUUUAUUCUUUCCUUCAUUUCCUGGUUCAGGGCUUUCUGUUGUGUUAUAUUCGCUCUCUCCCCCGAAAUAAAGUGAAUAAGAAAGCUGUUUUGAUACACUACACUGCUGAAAACCAAAAAAAAAAAAAAGAUAAAAAAAGAUGUUUGGAAGAGCACCCAAGAAGAGUGAUAAUACGAGGUACUAUGAGAUUCUGGGUGUUUCCAAGAAUGCUUCCCACGAUGAUUUAAAGAAAGCCUAUAAAAAAGCCGCCAUUAAAAACCAUCCAGACAAAGGUGGUGAUCCUGAAAAGUUUAAAGAGUUAGCUCAAGCUUAUGAGGUUUUGAGUGAUCCUGAGAAACGUGAGAUAUAUGAUCAGUACGGUGAGGAUGCUCUCAAGGAAGGAAUGGGUGGUGGAGCCGCGGCUCAUGACCCCUUUGAUAUAUUUUCAUCCUUCUUCGGUGGUAGUCCCUUUGGAGGUGCUAGCAGUCGAGGAAGAAGACAGAGACGGGGAGAGGAUGUAGUUCAUCCCCUGAAGGUGUCUCUGGAGGAUCUUUACCUUGGGACCUCAAAGAAGCUUUCACUUUCCCGCAAUGUGAUAUGCUCCAAGUGCAGUGGCAAGGGUUCGAAAUCUGGAGCUUCAAUGCAAUGCCCUGGUUGCCAGGGUUCUGGUAUGAAGAUUUCGGUCAGGCACCUUGGUCCUUCCAUGAUUCAGCAAAUGCAACAUCCUUGCAAUGAAUGCAAGGGUACGGGUGAGACGAUAAAUGACAAGGACCGCUGCCCUCAGUGUAAAGGUGAGAAGGUUGUUCAGGAGAAGAAAGUGCUGGAAGUCAUUGUAGAAAAGGGUAUGCAGAACGGACAGAAGAUUACGUUCCCAGGCGAAGCUGAUGAGGCUCCUGAUACCAUUACAGGGGACAUAGUCUUUGUCCUUCAGCAGAAAGACCAUCCAAAAUUCAAGAGAAAGGGAGAAGACCUGUUUGUGGAACAUACAUUGGCUCUAACUGAAGCUUUGUGUGGCUUCCAGUUUGUGGUUACCCAUCUUGAUGGUCGACAACUUCUAAUCAAGUCGAUUCCUGGGGAAGUUGUUAAGCCUGAUUCAUUUAAGGCAAUCAAUGAUGAGGGGAUGCCCCUGUACCAGAGGCCAUUCAUCAAGGGCAAAAUGUACAUUCACUUCACCGUUGAAUUCCCUGAUUCUCUGAACCCUGAUCAGAUUAUGGCACUUGAGGCUAUUCUGCCGCCAAAACCAACAUCUCAUUUGACCGAUAUGGAGCUCGAUGAGUGCGAGGAGACCACGCUACACGAUGUGAACAUUGAAGAGGAGAUGAGGAGGAAGCAGCAGGCAGCUCAGGAAGCCUAUGAUGAAGAUGAGGAUACGCAUGGUGGUGCCCAGAGGGUGCAAUGUGCUCAACAGUAAUGAAUUGAAGCUGGGUUUGAGUAGUAUUCAUAUUCCUAGGUUUAUGGAAGCUGAUCUUCAUAGUAACAUAACUGGGACUGUAUGGUUUUUUUUGCAAGUCUGCUCUGUUGCAGUCCGGAAGUGUUCUUUGUUUACCAGACAUUUUUAUAGAAAAUGUCGAUUUCUCUGUAGGCUAUUUAUUUAUUUUUAAUUAAUGUUUUCUCACUUAAGAUUUCCACACUUUCA
Molecule: messenger RNA, 1705 nt
Organism: Gossypium raimondii (Peruvian cotton)
Lineage: Eukaryota; Viridiplantae; Streptophyta; Magnoliopsida; Malvales; Malvaceae
Product: dnaJ protein homolog
Exons: 6
Coding region: 230-1480 (416 amino acids)
Biological process (GO): response to heat; protein refolding
Cellular component (GO): cytoplasm; cytosol
Molecular function (GO): Hsp70 protein binding; ATP binding
Source: RefSeq, a predicted model, not a curated record